ACGGCGCCCUGCCGCCAGGGUGGCCUUUCGGAAAGCGAGGGAACAGUGCGCGCCGCGCUCCACCCAGCUCCGUUCCGCUCCGCAGAGCCGGCGCGGCCAGCGUGCGUGAGGGUGGCACUCUACCCGGGCCUUUGCAACCCCACGCGCUCCCUCGGCUGCGAGAUCCGAGCCCAGGGCCGCUCCCCAGAGCCGCUAGCGGGCGGGACCGGGUUGGGACUGGCGGCGAGGGAGGGAUCGGGAGCCAGCAGAGCCGCGUGCGCCAGCUCCCAGCUCCCGGCUCCCCAUUCCGGCCGGGCUGGUCGCCUCCAGACUCGGGCAUCCUGGGCAAGGGACUGCGCGCCCGCGAUCCGUCGGAGAACGCAGACACUCGGGCGGAGUCCAGGGGCCGAGUCCUCGCGACGGCCCACGCGGGACAGAUCCCUGGAUGAGAAAGAUCUGACACAAGCUGAACCCUUCCUUCUCUGUGCGCUGGGGAACAGGGCUGCACAGCCCCAGGGACACCCAUGCCGAAGAACAGCAAGGUGACCCAGCGUGAGCACAGCAAUGAGCAUGUUACGGAGUCAGUGGCUGACCUGCUGGCCCUCGAGGAGCCCGUGGACUAUAAACAGAGUGUUCUGAAUGUGGCUGGGGAAGCAGGUGGUAAGCAGAAGGCAGCAGAGGAGGAGCUGGAUGCGGAAGACCGGCCAGCCUGGAAUAGCAAGCUGCAGUACAUCCUGGCCCAGAUCGGCUUCUCUGUAGGCCUUGGAAACAUCUGGAGGUUCCCCUACCUGUGCCAGAAGAAUGGAGGAGGUGCCUACCUGGUGCCUUAUCUGGUGCUGCUGAUUAUUAUUGGCAUUCCUCUCUUCUUCCUGGAGCUGGCUGUGGGCCAGAGGAUCCGCCGUGGCAGCAUCGGUGUGUGGCACUACGUGUGCCCCCGCCUGGGGGGCAUCGGCUUUUCCAGCUGUAUUGUCUGCCUCUUUGUCGGGCUGUACUACAAUGUGAUCAUCGGGUGGAGCAUCUUCUACUUCUUCAAGUCCUUCCAGUACCCACUGCCCUGGAGUGAAUGUCCUGUCAUCAGGAAUGGAACAAUAGCAGUGGUGGAGCCUGAGUGUGAGAAGAGCUCAGCCACUACCUACUUCUGGUACCGAGAGGCCUUGGACAUCUCCAACUCCAUCUCAGAGAGUGGAGGCCUCAACUGGAAGAUGACGCUGUGCCUCCUUGUGGCCUGGAGCAUCGUGGGCAUGGCUGUGGUCAAGGGCAUCCAGUCCUCAGGAAAGGUAAUGUAUUUCAGCUCCCUUUUCCCCUACGUGGUGCUGGCCUGCUUUCUGGUCCGGGGCCUGCUGCUUCGAGGGGCCGUCGAUGGCAUCCUACACAUGUUCACUCCCAAGCUGGACAAGAUGCUUGACCCCCAAGUGUGGCGGGAAGCAGCCACACAGGUCUUCUUCGCCCUGGGGCUGGGCUUUGGUGGUGUCAUCGCCUUUUCCAGCUACAACAAGCAGGACAACAACUGCCACUUCGAUGCUGCCCUGGUGUCCUUCAUCAACUUCUUCACCUCGGUGUUGGCCACCCUUGUGGUGUUUGCUGUGCUGGGCUUCAAAGCCAACAUCAUGAAUGAGAAGUGUGUGGUCGAGAAUGCCGAGAAAAUCUUGGGGUACCUCAACUCCAAUGUCCUGAGCCGAGACCUCAUCCCACCCCACGUUAACUUCUCGCACCUGACCACCAAGGACUACACAGAGAUGUAUAAUGUCAUCAUGACCGUGAAAGAGAACCAUUUCUCAGCUCUGGGCCUGGAUCCCUGCCUCCUGGAGGAUGAGCUGGACAAGUCUGUGCAGGGUACAGGCCUGGCCUUCAUCGCCUUCACUGAGGCCAUGACACAUUUCCCGGCGUCCCCAUUCUGGUCUGUCAUGUUCUUCCUGAUGCUCAUCAACCUGGGCCUGGGUAGCAUGAUUGGGACCAUGGCGGGCAUCACCACACCCAUCAUCGACACCUUCAAGGUGCCCAAGGAGAUGUUCACAGUGGGCUGCUGUGUCUUUGCAUUCUUCGUGGGGCUGUUGUUCGUCCAGCGUUCCGGAAACUACUUUGUCACCAUGUUUGAUGACUACUCUGCUACCCUGCCACUCACUGUCAUCGUCAUCCUUGAGAACAUCGCCGUGGCCUGGAUUUAUGGAACCAAGAAGUUCAUGCAGGAGCUGACAGAAAUGCUGGGCUUCCGACCCUACCGUUUCUAUUUCUACAUGUGGAAGUUCGUAUCUCCACUGUGCAUGGCUGUGCUCACCACAGCCAGCAUCAUCCAGCUGGGGGUGACACCCCCAGGCUACAGCGCCUGGAUUAAGGAGGAGGCUGCUGAGCGCUACCUGUACUUCCCCAACUGGGCCAUGGCACUGCUGAUCACUCUCAUCGCUGUGGCAACCCUGCCCAUUCCUGUGGUGUUCAUCCUACGGCACUUUCGCCUGCUCUCUGAUGGCUCCAACACCCUCUCUGUGUCCUACAAGAAGGGCCGUAUGAUGAAGGACAUCUCCAACUUGGAGGAGAAUGAUGAGACCCGCUUCAUCCUCAGCAAGGUGCCCAGUGAGGCACCCUCCCCCAUGCCCACCCACCGCUCCUAUCUGGGACCUGGCAGCACAUCACCUCUGGAGUCUAGUGGCAAUCCUAAUGGACGCUAUGGAAGUGGCUACCUCCUGGCCAGUACCCCUGAGUCAGAGCUGUGACCACUGCCCCUCCCUGCCUGCCUUCCCCCCACGCCCAACCUGCCCACUUGUCUGGGCCUGGCCUCUUCCUCCAUGAUGACCACCAGACCCAGGCCAGGCCCUCUGUCUAAGGAGAGAGGGUCUGCCUUGCCUCAUUCCUUACCCAAGUCUCAGCAGACUCUCUUCCUAUCCAUGAGCAGGGGGCUGGGGACAAUUCUGUCCCCUAUUCCAGACCUCCAACUCAAGUAACUUUUUGAAAACCUCUCACCAAAUUGCAGCCAUGUAACCAGAACAAUUCCAGGAUGGGGGAACUACAAGUGGACACUUUAGUAGUCACCACUCCCUCUCCCUCUAACCUGCCACCUACAGAUCUUAGGUCUGGGGAAGGGUCUGCUUUGUGCAGCUGAGUAGUGGUGGUGAUGGUGGUGAGAGGCAUGAGGACUAGAGGUGUAGGAGGCAGACUUCGGCCCAGUCUGCCAUAAGAACAAGGCUCAUCAUCCUGUCCAGUCCAGCCUGGCUGCUUCUGAGCUAAGAGGUUACCUGAUGGGGGUAGGGACAGGUAUGUCAAGACUCAGGACUUUGACUUGGCAGGAGGUGUACCGUAAUUCCCAAAUUCUCUUUUGUGAGGUAGGUGUUACCUUGGGCUUGAGCAUGAACCUUGGCAGUGAAAGGGAUGUGCAGCCAGCACAUGGAAUCUUUGAAUGUCCUUCCUUCCCCUUCCAGGGGCAGGUGGAGGUAUGGUCCUGAUCCUGCCUGGGGAACAUGGUCACUGGCUCAGAACCUCCCCAUCUCAGCAAGGGUUUAGCCAUUUCUUAGUUCCCUCCACUCAACUUGAAGCCAAGGGCAGUGGCCUUUGCCUCUUUCCUGGAGAGAGAAAGGGGGCAGUACAAGGUAAGGUUUCUAGAGCACAACUUGAUGGUUCUCAGCACAAUUUAGAUGGUUUAGAGCACAAGUGAAGCACACUUUUCCCUCCCCUUAUUUGGGGCCCGAUUUUCUCAUUCUCAUCAGUGGUAGCUUCUCCCCUAGAACGAGGGUCCCUGGAGUUCAGGGGCAUGUCACCAGGAAACCUCAUUCCUAGGGAAGGACAGGUAAUUCCACUGCCCAUUUGGGCUGCCACUUGCUCUCCUUUGUUGCACAAGCACAGCCACCAGUGCACACAUUGUGUGCAGACAUCUUGGAAACCAUUCCCAAGCUUCCCUAGCCUGCAGAGAGCCGUGCCACAGGCAAUGCUGUGGACACUGGAGGCUGCCAAAGGCAAAGCAGAGCCUCUGUCCUGAGGCCCCAAGGGUAUGGCAGCAUCCGUUGUCCUUCCUUCCCCCCAGGAGAUAGGCUGUUCUCACAAAGCCUAUGAGGACUCAGAAGCUGCCCUGAGAAUGUCUGCAGAGAGAUGGCUGGCUAGAUGGCUGGGUGAGUUGGUAGGUGGGUGGGUGGACUGGCUCCUAUCUUUGAAAGCUCUUGUGGGAAGGGACAGACCUGGGUACCUUUCAGAGGGUCCCAAGUCAUUUUUGUGGCCCUGACUUCCCUCAGUACAGACAGGGACAGAUUAAGCCCAGGUCCCCUCUUUUACCCCAUGCCUACUGUUAACCUGUCUCCUAGCCUGAGGUCCACCCUCUCAGCCUUCCAUCUCCCUUUCUGCUGGGUUCCCCAUACCUUCUCUGACUUCUAGCCCUCUUGAUUCCACCUGUCCUAGUGUUUGAGGUGAAAGGGAGCCCAUCUCUCCCUACAGAGAUGAGUUUUUAGGGCAGAGCAUCCUGCAAUUGGCCCCCUCACCUGAUAACACCUCCUACCUGGCCCCAUGCCUGGUCCCAAGCAGAAUUAGAAAACAGGAAAACCAGGCCCCAGGAGGGAUAUCCACUAUCUAUGCUCUAUAUAUGCUAUUUCUAUUGUACAUUCAAUCUGUACAUGUGGGUGUAAAUGCUGUGAAAUGACAAACCCAAUAUUAUACUGUGGCUGGUGGACUAUUUUCAUCCUCAGUGCUGUACAGAUCUAUUUUCAUUGUAUAUUUGAUAUAUUUUUAAUUUUGUAGCGUGGCUGGGCCAGGCCCCAGCCUGCAAGCCUGCAGGGGGUGGGGAGGGGGUUGAACUGGGGCUGUCUGCUUUUGCAUUGUGUGCUCUGUAGUGUUUCUUGUAGCCUUUCACUGUAGGCCGGACCCUGUCCUGGCUGCAUCUUUGUUGUGUGUUGAUCAUAGGGUCCAGAGCUCUGUGUGCGUGUGUGUGUGCGUGUGUGUGUGUGUGUGUGUGUGUUGCACAUAUGUGGGUAUGAGUGCACUGGGUGCUGAUUUGUGACCCCCUCCCUCAGUGUUCACCACCUUCCUAAGACCCCAUCUUCUCUCAGCUCUGUGGGUGAGGCCUCAGGGCAGGUGUCUGUAAGAAGCUCCAGCUGUAGGGAAAGGGAUAUGUUUCCUGCUGGUGACUCACUGUCAUCACACCUUUGAUGGGAAGGAGGGCCUCAGAUGCAGAAAAAAAUCCCAAUUUUUUUUUUGCAAUCAACCUUCUGUUGUUCACACUGGAGUCACAGGCUCUUCAGUAGACAAAGUCCUGGGUUUCUUAGGAUGGUGAAUCCUGAGGAGGGCAUCUCUCAGCCUUUCUGUCAUGUAUUUGUCCCUGAAACAGUCCUAACUGCUCAGAAAGCAACAAAUGUUCCAACUGUGUCUCUAAGCUCUCUGCUGGCUCCUCAGGAGAGUCAUAGUGAAAUCAUCUGACUAGCUGAGAUGCAGCCUUAAAGUUGCAGGAAGUGGCCAGUAAGGGCCAGGCCCAAGUCCUUGCAUGGGGUCCCCAUGGCCACUGGCUUUGGUGCUGUCCAUGCAGUGCCCACCAGGAAGCAAAGGACUUCUGGGGCUGUGGGUCAAUUAGUUGGAGCAGAGCAGAGACUAUAAGACUUCCCUGCUCUGCUGUACCUAGCCCCAAUCACCAGCUUCUUGCUCAGGGAGCCUUCAGCCCUCUCUACUAAGGCUACAUGAAGCCUGAAGCCAGAAGGUAAAGCAGGUAAGGUUGGCUUCUGCCCUCCAGCAAUAAAUCUGCAGGAACUGCUGCUUUUUUAGUGCCCGAAAAAACCCUCCAGAGUGAGCCUGUGUAGGCCCUGAGGCUGUAAGCCAGUCCCCGUGCAGGUCCACAGUAUUACCAGGCUGGGGACUGCCCUUCUACCCUUCCUCACAGAUAUGCAUCCCCCACCACAAUAUGCUCCACUGUGGAAACAGUGAGACUGAACAGAUUGUAAUGCACCUGAUUCGCUGUGUGACCCUGGGUCCUGUAAUGUGGAGGCUGCUACCUUGUGUACUAGGGCUGGGGAAGGAGGGUCCAGGGUCUUUUCUCAUGAGAAGCCCUGCUUUGUACAGAACUAAACACACACACACACACACACACACACACACACACACACACACACACACACACACACACACACACACCAGGCAGUCACUUUAGGUCCUGUCGCAGGUUCAGAACUGUUCACAUCCUUGUGUCCCAUGGCUGCUCAGAGCUCUGGGUCGGGACCACUCAGCCCAAUGGAGUGGAUAAGGCAUUGUUACCCCAGAGCCUCUCUUUCAUCUCCCCUACCCUGGUGUACAAUAAAGUGUCUUCUUAACCAUC
Molecule: messenger RNA, 6253 nt
Organism: Nannospalax galili (Upper Galilee mountains blind mole rat)
Lineage: Eukaryota; Metazoa; Chordata; Mammalia; Rodentia; Spalacidae
Gene: Slc6a17
Product: solute carrier family 6 member 17
Exons: 12
Coding region: 504-2687 (727 amino acids)
Biological process (GO): glycine transport; sodium ion transmembrane transport; alanine transport
Cellular component (GO): synaptic vesicle; plasma membrane
Source: RefSeq, a predicted model, not a curated record